Molecule: messenger RNA, 3373 nt
Organism: Calypte anna (Anna's hummingbird)
Lineage: Eukaryota; Metazoa; Chordata; Aves; Apodiformes; Trochilidae
Gene: NOM1
Product: nucleolar protein with MIF4G domain 1
Exons: 12
Coding region: 1-2688 (895 amino acids)
Biological process (GO): ribosomal small subunit biogenesis
Cellular component (GO): nucleolus
Molecular function (GO): protein binding; RNA binding
Source: RefSeq, a predicted model, not a curated record
AUGAUCAGAUCUAUCGAGUGCUGGGAGCGCUCCCUGCCCGCCCGGCACCGCCUCUCCAGAGCCGAGACCGCCAUCGGGGCCGCUCGGAGGCCAAGGCCCGGCAGGGGGCGCUGCAGCCCCAAACGGCAGCGGCGCGGCGGAAGCGGCGCUUGGUUCUUCCGCAAGAUGGCGGCGCCCAAGCGCGGCGUGGCGGGGGGAAGGAUGAAGCGUCCGGCGGCUGCCCGCGCUCGCCGCGGCGGGAAGCUGGACAGGCUGCGGCAAUCGGUGCGGGAGUUCGUGCAGGCGGCCGGUGGCCAGCCGCCCGUGUCCCUGCUGAAAGACUCAGAAAGGCAGAACCACAAAAACCGUCGGGAAGCGAGGAAGGAGAAGCGCAGGCUCAAGCGGAGCCGACGCCGACGCCUCCAACGCGGGGAGACGGUGGAGGCCCCCUUCGCCGCCGCCAAACCGGGGCCGGCCAAGCCGGGAGCCUCAAAGCCAGGACCGACCAAGCCAGGGCAGACCAAGCCGGGGCCGACCAAGCCGGGGCCGACCAAGCCGGACGCCGCCCGCCUGAGAACCUCGACCGCUUCCACCGUCGGGAAGCAGCGGCCGGGGCCGCGGGGGCAGGAAGAGGCUUCGCGGGCACCAGGUCCGGCACCGACACCCCGGGCCGCCCCCCCAGCCAACUCGGGGAGAAAGCGGGCACUGCUGGAGGCCAACGAGGAGGAGGAGAAGGAGAUCCGGCGCCUGGAGCGGCAGCUGGGGAUCGGCAAACGCCGCAAGAAGCGUGAGGGGACCGCGGCGGAGAAGCUGCCUGAGAGCUUCCUGCGGGACGGGCUGGGAUACGUGCUGGGAGCCCUGGGAUCCCGGGCCGGCCUCAGUCAGCUGUGUGAGAGCAGCGAGGAGGAGGAGGAGGAGCCGGGGCCGCGGGAGGAACAGCCGGGGCCGGGGGAGAGGCGGCUGGAGCCGGAGGAGGAUGAGGAGGACGCUUCAGAUUUCUGCGGAGGGGAUGAUGUGGAAGGACAGUGGGAGAGCGAGAGCUCAUCCCCCGAGCACAGCGGAGAGGCUGAGGCCAGCGAGUCCCCAGCCGAGGAGGAGGAGAAGGAGGAGGAUCAUGAUCAGAGUGCUACAAAGUAUAUUCCCCCUCAAGUAAGGAAAGUGCAGGAUACACUAGAUGACAAGAAAAGAGAAGAAUUGAGAAGACUGAAGAAAAUGGUGAAUGGUCUCAUUAAUAGGCUGAGUGAGCCGAAUUUGGCCUCCAUUAGUGGACAGAUGGAGGAACUCUACAUGUCCAACAGCAGGAAGGACAUGAAUGAAACUCUGACAGAUGUUCUGAUGAGUGCUUGUGUUACUGCAGUUGCCAUGCCUGCAAAACUGAUGAUGGAGCACAUCCUUUUGGUCAGCAUUCUUCAUCAUAAUGUAGGAAUUGAGGUUGGUGCUCACUUUCUGGAAGCCGUGGUGAAAAAGUUUGAUGAAGUCAGUAAAAGUGAUGCCGAAGGGAAAGAAUGUGAAAAUCUGCUUGCCUUGAUUGCUCAUCUGUAUAAUUUUCACGUGGUCCAUUCCCUGCUGAUCUUUGAUAUUCUGAAAAAACUUGUUAGCACUUUCACUGAAAAAGAGAUUGAAUUGAUUUUGUUUCUUCUCAAAAACGUGGGAUUUUCCUUAAGAAAAGAUGAUGCAUUGGCUUUGAAGGAACUGAUCACUGAAGCUCAGAGGAAAGCAAACACAGCAGAGAAGAAAUUCCAUGAUCAGACGAGGGUUCGUUUUAUGCUGGAGACCAUGCUGGCUCUGAGGAAUAACGACAUGCGCAAGAUUCCUGGUUAUGAUCCUGAACCUGUCGAAAAACUCCGCAAGUUGCAAAGAACACUGGUGCACAGCAGUGGUUCUGGGAAGGACACCCAGCUCCGUGUCUCCCUGGAAUCUCUCCUCAGUGCUGAUCGGGUUGGUCGCUGGUGGAUUGUAGGGUCAUCCUGGAGUGGAGCACCUAUGAUCAGUGAUGCCAACAGCAAAACUCAGCAAAAACUGCAUAUAGGAAAGGUGAGUUCAAGGAUAAUGGAGCUUGCUCGUAAGCAGAGAAUGAACACUGAUAUCAGGAGAAGUAUUUUUUGUGUCUUGAUGAUGAGUGAAGACUUCAUGGAUGCCUUUGAAAAACUUCUCAAGCUUGGACUCAAAGAUCAGCAGGAGAGAGAAAUUGUUCAUGUUAUCCUUCACUGCUGCUUACAAGAGAAGACUUAUAACCCCUUCUAUGCAUUUUUGGCUGGCAAGUUUUGUGAGUGUGAAAGACGAUUUCAGAUGACAUUUCAGUUUAGUAUUUGGGACAAAAUCAAGGACUUAGAAAACCUAUCAGCCACUGCCAUCUCCAACUUGGUUUCAGUGUUGGCUCACUUAAUAAGGACAAAAUCAUUGCCACUUUCAGUUCUCAAGGUAAUUGAAUUCAGUGAACUAGAUAAACCCAAAGUCCGUUUCUUGCGACAAGUAUUAAGCACACUGUUAACCAAAAUAGAUGCUGAAGAAAUUAAUGACAUUUUUGUGAGGGUAUCUGACAACCCCAAACUGGGAUUGCUACGGGAAGGCUUGAAACUUUUCCUUAACCACUUCUUACUGAAGAACAUACAAUCCCAAAAAAGUGCUGAGGAAGCUAGCUUAUUAAAAGAAAAAGUUGAACUGGCAACCAAGGCUUUACAAGCAAAAGAAUCCAAAUUGAAGCUAUAAUUCUGUCUUUCAGACCCAAAUAAUUGACAAUGGGGAGAGCAUAUAAGGAUCCAUUUUUUGAAGUAAACAGUUACUUUGCUCUACACACUAGUUAGAGGUUAAUUGAAGGUGAUGCUGGGCCUUUCUGAAGAAAAGCAGAGUAUUUUUGUCUCAUCCCUUUUUAGUAGGGGUGAUUGGUGUUGGUGGUUGGUAUCUGCAGAACAUGUUGUUUUUAUUUUGUGAUACUCCCACUCAGCAGAGCGUUCUGCAUUGCCUAUUCUAACCUUUAAUUUAAAAUAAUUGCAGAAUACUGACCACUGUAUGUUCAAGAAACAGCCCAAACCAAGGGCUUUUAGUAACUAGAUGUUAUACUUGCCUGAAGAAACAGGCCACUAGGUGUCAUAAGUACUGGGGAGUCAGCUUUAAAAGAAAUCAACUUUUUUCUUAAAGUGUUGCAGUUUCUUACUAAUUCUGUGAAUUGUUUACCUGACUGUGGGUCAGGAAAAGAUCUUCAGUUGUAUUUAAAGCUGUAGUAAAACGGCCUGAAGAUCUGACUUUGCCCAAAUACAUUGGGUUUAGAAAUCAUCGAGCAUAGCUUUAUUGCUCUUUUAGCAGCUUUAAAAUUAGAGUUGCUUGAUCACUUGUGUUAAUCAGAUUUUUUUUUUAGACAUAAAGGAUAGUAUGAAUUUUUUAAUAAGAAAAUACC